Mangifera indica (mango) is the source of this 1285-nucleotide messenger RNA. RefSeq lists its product as uncharacterized. NCBI's taxonomy places the organism in Eukaryota, Viridiplantae, Streptophyta, Magnoliopsida, Sapindales, Anacardiaceae. The transcript is spliced from 2 exons. The record is from RefSeq and is a predicted model, not a curated record. The coding region runs from base 334 to 639 and encodes 101 amino acids.
CAAUUCUGGAAUCAUCCUUUGUCGCAAAGCUCUCUCCUGGCCACGCAGCUUUUCGUUUCUUGGCAAGCUAUCAAAAUGGGAAGUUCAUGCUUGCAUAGUGCAGGUUUCCUUGCGUUGAUUUAUUGGAACUUGCAAAGGCAUUUCAGUCCAAGGUCAAAUAUCAGAGCCAAGUUCUAAAUCAAUUUCAAUUGAUAUUUUUGUUUAUCUUGUCCAGCUUCUGGUUCCAGGUGUUCUGCUCCAGAAUAGAUUGUGGAUCCUCUGCUUCCUUGGUUCCCUGUAUCGUCCUGUCUUUCGGGAACCAACCUCUGCAAUUGCUUACCUACUGUGCUUGUCAUGGGAUUAGUGCUGCUCUUCUGGUUCCAGGUGUUCUGCUCCAGAAUAGAUUGUAGAUCCUCUGCUUCCUUCGUUCCCUGUAUUGUCCUGUCUUUCCAGAACCAACCUCUGCAAUUGCUUACCUGCUGUGCUUGUUAUGGGAUUACGGCUGCUGUAGGUUUCUUCUGCAGGAUCCAAACCCAGAUUUUCUGUACUUCUCUGCCCCAGAUUUUCUGUCCUACUCUCCUGCUUUCUCUGGUCGACUGUAGCAGCUCGACGUUUCUGCUUCCUGGUUUUCACUGCAAUAGAAUCCUGCCUUCCUUCUAAUGCGGUCUGGUCCAGAUUUUAUUCUUCUCCAGUGCUACAGUCUGUUUGACUGAAUUUAUUCUUCUACUGGCUUCCUUCUACUGCUUGCUGGGUUCUACUAUGGGGAUUUAUUUUUGCUGUGUUCCUCUUGAGCCGUUUUUUACUGAAGCUGAAGUCUCCACAAGAAAGCUGUCUGUGCAGUUCUUGGAAGAAGCAGGCACCACCAGUCUGCCUGCUACUUUGCCUUUCCGGAUUGUGCAGCAUUGCAGCCAUUUGGGUGAAAUCCUGCCAAUGCCCAAGCUGCCCAGGAAUAGCAGCAUUGGUCACCUCAUCCUUGCAGUUCUAGUUUUUUUUUCCAGGUGCAGCAAUUAUGCUUGUUUCUUCUUGUUUGUUGUUACUGUUGUAUAUACUGAUUAUAAAUUUAUAAUCCAAGUUUCUUCUUGGGAAUACUGCUGGAUUUCUUGAAAUUCUUUUCUAUUCAUGUAUAUAUAUCUACAAGAGCCAUUUGAUUGUGCAUUCAAAAAUCUGUAACCAAAUAUUUUGGUAAUUUUUGUAUUUGUACUUGUUUGUUGUAGCUUUGUGUUUUAUACAGUUUUAUAAAUUUAGUUUACUUGUUGCACAUUCUGGUCUUUACCCAAGAAUAAUGGAAAAUGAUUUGUAUCUCUCA